AUGAACCCGUUUGACGGCUCCGGGUCUCCCCGCUGUGAGGAUGCGGAGCGCCGGGACGGCAGCCGGUGUCCGUGGGCCCGCUUCUCCUGCUGGCUGGAGUGCGUGUGCGUCGUUACCUUCGACCUGGAGCUCGGACAAGCCAUAGAGUUGGUGUAUCCUCAGGAUGUGAAGCUCACUGAGAAAGAGAAAACAAGCAUCUGCUACCUGUCCUUCCCCGACUCGUACUCAGGAUGCCUCGGGGACACUCAGUUCAGCUUCAGGUUACGUCAGUCGGUGGGACGCCGAGCGGCGAGGACCAGAGAGGACGUUUACAACCGAGACGCUCCGGUCACCCUGCAGACGGAGGCUUCACAUUUCUUCGGUUUCGUUUAUUUCAGACAAGUGAAGGAUGUUUCUGUGAAGAGAGGAUAUUUUCAAAAGUCUCUGGUGUUGGUGUCCAGGUUGCCGUACACUCACCUGUUCCAUUCGCUGCUGCAGCUCGUCGCGCCCGAGUUCUUCGAGAAGCUCGAGCCCUGUCUGGAAACAGUGUGUCACGAAAUCGACCAAUGGCCUUCACCCGUACCUGGAAUGACCCUCAACCUGCCGGUGAUGGGCGUGGUCUUACAGGUGCGGAUUCCUUCUAAAUCGGACAAACCAGGUGGAAGUCCAGUGAGAGCGGUCGCUCUUCAGGAACUCCUACCUGCUCCGACUCUGCUGCCGACCAUCCACGAACUCGACCUUUUCAAGUGUUUCCAGCCGGUUCUGGUCCACCUGCAGAUGCUCUGGGAGCUUAUGUUGUUGGGUGAACCGCUGGUCGUCAUGGCGCCAUCUCCCACCGUCUCCUCGGAAACGGUGCUGGCUCUCAUCAGCGCCAUCAGUCCUCUGAAGUUCUGCUGCGACUUUCGUCCAUAUUUUACGAUCCACGACAGCGAGUUCAGAGAGUACACCACACGCACGCAGGCGCCGCCUAACGUGGUUCUCGGCGUCACUAACCCGUUCUUCAUAAAGACGUUUCAGAGCUGGCCUCACGUCCUGCGGAUCGGAGAAAUCAAGAUGGCGGGUGAUUUACCCAAACAGGUGAAGGUGAAGAAACCGUCCAAACUGAAAACACUCGACACCAAACCAGGUGUGUUCACUUCGUUCAGGUCGUUUCUGCACAAAGACAAAAUCCUGAUCAAGAGAAUCCUAAAGGGCAUCCAGAGGAAGAGACCGUCUGAGGUCCAGAGCGCCAUCAUCAGGAGACACCUGUUAGAGCUCACACAGAGCUUCAUCAUCCCGCUGGAGCGGUACAUGGCGAGCUUGAUGCCUCUGCAGAGGUCGGUGACAGCUUGGAAGACUCCUCCUCAGGUGCGACCCUUCAGUCAGGACGAGUUCAUGUCGACUUUGGAGCACACGGGGCCUCAGCUCACCUCGAUGCUCAAAGGUGAUUGGAUGGGACUAUACAGGAAGUUCUUCAGGUCGCCGAACUUUGACGGAUGGUUUCGCCAACGACACAAAGAGAUGACUCAGAAACUGGAGAGUAUCCACCUGGAGGUCAUCUGUGACUCCGACCUGCUGGGUUGGACCAAAGAGAAGUCAGAGGUGGAGAUCGUGGAUUUGAUCCUGAAGCUCAGAGAGAAACUGGUGAAAGCUCGGCGGCAGCAGCUGCAGGUGAGAGACGAUGUUGUGGAAAAACUCGACGAUUUUAUUCACUCGAUCAUCCAGUCGCUGCCCGAAGACCUGCAGACCGUCCUCAACACACAAUAAACAGACAUUUAAUGAGUUCUUCUGGUUUAAAGUUGUCAUUCUGACAGGUUAUAUUAAUAUGAAUUGUGAUAAAAUUAGUAAAAAUUAAGAAUUUAAAUUGAGACUGAUGAAGUGACUCUGGAUGGUGAGGUUUAGUGAAUCCUGAUGAAUCUGUUUGUUUGAUUUUUUGUUCUGAAGCAGAAUGUUUUGUUUUAUGUUGUUAGUUUCUGUUCUGAAGUCUGAUGUUUGGAUCGUAAACGUUGGAUCAACUCUUGGUGUUACGUCUAAAAAGGGACGGAGGAAAAGUGGUUGAGAUGUUCUGAAAUAGUACGACUGUAUUCACAUUAAGCGACGUCUUUUCUCUGAGCAUUGAGCCAAUUCUCACCGUGUCUUAUGGGAAUAUUCUGGUUUAAGUUAAGGCUUUUUCUUUCAGACGAUGUGGAUUAGUACUUUGUUUUAAUUCAGAAAAAUGCUAAAAGUUUUCUGUUUACUUAGAUCCACUUUUGUUUAUUUAUUUUUAUUUAAAAUACAGAUUAACUAACAGAUGACGGUAUUUUUCUAUCACUUUUCUCCCACACAAACUGAAGUCAGUGAAUGUAACACUAAUAAUAAUAUUGUGUUGUUUAUUUUCAAAAUGUAAAUAAUUUGUUUCUUUCAAAAGUAAAACCUGAAUUGUCACAUUGA
Labrus bergylta (ballan wrasse) is the source of this 2388-nucleotide messenger RNA. RefSeq names its product DENN/MADD domain containing 6B (gene dennd6b). Lineage: Eukaryota; Metazoa; Chordata; Actinopteri; Labriformes; Labridae. Gene Ontology annotation, cellular component: recycling endosome. Gene Ontology annotation, molecular function: guanyl-nucleotide exchange factor activity. The record is from RefSeq and is a predicted model, not a curated record.